UUGUGUUUUGUUAAAAUUCAGGAAGGUUCGAUGGAGCUGCAGGCCGAGAACUGCGGCCGGGGAAGGGUGUAGUCUCCCAUCGGGCGGAGGAAGGCUGGAGAGCGGGCUUCGCUUCACUGACAGCCAGCCCACAAGUGUGAAUUUUUCCUCUCUCUCUCUCCUCUUCCUUCUCACAUACAACCAGAGAGAGGGAGAGAUCGCAGCUGUAAGAAAGCAAGCUGAGAACGGGCGGAUAUAUAUAUAAAAAAAUAACAAAUGCUAAAAGGUGGUGUGAGAGAGGGCGGGGAAGGUGUGUGAGUGAGUGAGACAGAGCGAGAAGAGCACUGCCUGGACUGUCAGAAUGAGCCACGGAGAGUUGGGAUGUAGACUAUAUACUAACUAAAGGCGGGGUUAAAGUUCAGGAUGGAGAAGAGAGCUGGCUUCAGUUCGAGACUGAAAUGUGAAAGCCGGCUUUUCCUCUCACCACCACCAGCACCGCCACAAUAAUGUACUCUCCGCUCUGUCUCACCCAGGAUGAAUUCCAUCCCUUCAUUGAAGCACUUCUGCCCCAUGUCCGAGCCUUUGCAUACACAUGGUUCAACUUGCAAGCCCGAAAACGAAAAUACUUCAAGAAGCAUGAGAAGCGCAUGUCAAAGGAGGAAGAGAGAGCGGUGAAGGAUGAACUCCUGAGUGAAAAACAAGAAGUGAAGCAGAAAUGGGCAUCCAGGCUUCUGGCAAAGCUGCGCAAAGACAUCCGACCUGAGUAUCGAGAGGAUUUUGUGCUCUCAGUCACUGGGAAGAAACCUUCUUGCUGUGUGCUUUCAAACCCAGACCAGAAAGGCAAGAUGCGGCGAAUUGACUGUCUGCGUCAAGCAGACAAGGUCUGGAGGCUGGACCUGGUUAUGGUGAUUUUAUUCAAAGGUGUUCCGCUCGAAAGUACUGAUGGUGAACGACUCGUAAAGUCCUCGCAGUGCUCUAACCCUGGGCUGUGCGUACAGCCACAUCAUAUAGGAGUUUCUGUUAAGGAACUCGAUUUAUAUUUGGCGUACUUUGCGCAGGCAGCGGAUUCAGGUCAGUCUGAAAGCCCUAGCCAGGAAAGUGAGGAUAUCAAGGACCAGCCAGAAAAUGGACAUUUGGGCUUCCAAGACAGCUUUGUCACAUCGGGUGUGUUCAGUGUCACUGAGCUUGUCAGAGUGUCACAAACACCAAUAGCUGCCGGAACAGGCCCGAAUUUCUCCCUCUCAGAUUUGGAGGGAUCUUCGUAUUAUAGCAUGAGCCCUGGGGCCAUGAGGAGGUCUUUGCCAAGCACGUCCUCCAGCAGUUCUACAAAGCGCCACAAAUCAAUGGAAGAUGAAAUGGACAGCCCUGGUGAAGAACCUUUUUAUACCAACCAGGGUCGAUCUCCAGGAAGUGGCAGUCAAUCCAGUGGUUGGCAUGAGGUGGAGCCAGAUCCGGAAACAUAUUUCUUUAGUGACCUCUCAAACUCAAAGGUCACACAGCUGAAGUCUACAGAUGUACAUUCAAGAAUGCCAUCGCCUACUACACUAAAGAAGUCAGAGAAGUCUGGUUUCAGCAGUCCCACGCCUUCGCAGACCUCCUCCCCUCGAACGGCAUUUACACAUCAUCAUCGGCCUGUGAUUACAGCACCCAGAGCAAGUCCCCAUGCGACAGCCUCAACUCUACAUUUUCCAACGUCUCCCAUCAUCCAGCAGCCAGGUCCUUAUUUCUCGCACACAGCCAUCCGCUACCAUCCACACCCUAGUCAGGAAACCCUGAAGGAGUUUGUCCAACUGGUCUGCCCUGACACCAGCCAGCAGUCAGGACAGGUGGGGUUCCUAAAUCCCAAUGGAAGCAGCCAGGGCAAAGUCCAUAAUCCAUUCCUUCCCACUCCAAUGUUGCCACCUCCACCUCCUCCACCUAUGGCCAGGCCUGUGCCUUUGCCAGUGCCAGACACAAAACCAACUACCACAUCUACAGAUGGAGGAGCAGCAUCACCUACUUCACCCACCUAUUCGACACCCAGCACCUCCCCUGCAAACCGAUUCGUGAGUGUUGGACCACGGGAUCCCAGCUUUGUAAAUAUCCCUCAACAGCCACAGUCCUGGUACCUGGGAUAAAGGCCAUAGCUUCCCGCCACCCAGCAGACAGACCACCUGACCCCUUCCCAAUUCUGCAACAUGGGAGCAAGACAUCUUCACUUCAAGCUGUGGGGGGAGGGGAGAUCAAUAGAAUUUCAACAGAAGAAAUGACAUGAAACAGCACGCCUAAAGGCUGAAUGAUGAAGACCAUAGCAAUGGAUUUACUUAAUAAGAACUGGUCAUACUCGUCAUUUUUGUUACCGUGCUAUUGAUAUGCAAGGGUCUGUUACUGAGGAACUGAAAUACUUAGGCUCUGUUAGAAAUUUAUGAAGUGUUUUAAUAGUAGAACAUAGUAGACAUAGCAAGGUAGUUUCUCAUACCGGAUAGAAAUAGUCCGUUUCACUUACUGACUGUAUGAUUAUUACACAAUUAUGUAGAGUCUAAUUAUUUCAGGCUAUCUCGAGCAAGCAGGGGACCCUCAACAGGUAAAAUAUUAGUGAAAGAUAAUGAAACACAAGUGUUUUGAAGUUCCAUAGCUAAAUCCUGCAAGAUACAAAAUACUGCAACACCAUGGAAAUAGCUAGGGCAGCUUUCUCUGCAACAUAUCACAAAAUACAGCUCUUCUUUUUUUCCAGAAAAUUAAUUGAACUCAAACCCAGCUAUGUACUGACGUACAUCAGUUAUCAUGGCUCCAAAAGGCAUCCUGAAAGGUAUAUAAAAUUCAAAUAUCUCACAGCAAGAAGAUUAAAAUGCUGCAUUCACACCAAUUUUUUUUGUUUUUUUUCUCUGACAUUUAAUAAGAAAAAUAUUAAAAAUAAGAAAUCCAUGCAAACUGGGGAGGAUGGUCUGCUUUGAUUGAAACUGACAGGAAUCAAUCAAAAAAGGUUUAAUUUUUUUGAUUAAUUGAGUAAAGUGCAAUUUCAUUGGAUAGUUAAAUAACUUUGUAUGAUAGAGAUUGUUGAAAAUUCUAUUUUUGUUUUCCAAGUCCUCCCACCCCAGGACUCUAAACUAUCGGGGUAAAAUCAUAGCCUUGCAAGAAAAAAAGGGGAGCUAUUUUUUGCUUUUUUUAUUUUUUUUAAAAUAAACUUGCAUCCCUCAAGUAAACUGAAGGAAGAUUUAAAAAAAAAUUAAAAAAAAGCUAAUGGUGCUUUUACCAGAUCAUGUAAACUACAUUCAAAAUUAUAGCUAAUCGUUGUUUUAACUAAGCACAUAAUAGAAAAUCGCCACAUUGUACUACAAGUAAAUUUCUUUCCAAGUUCAAAGACACAAUAUGCGGAUUAAGAUCUUGACGAAUUUGUGUUCCACCUUAGAACACUGGAAUUCAGAUCCAUACAUUAUAUCUAGAAAUCUAUCCGUAUCGACUUAAGCAACUUGUACAUGUAAGUAAUAAAAAAAACAUUGCAUUGAAAUAGAUUUUUGACCAAACAGCAAAGCAAGCCCUCAUCCACGCUAUGAGGUGUGCUUUGCAAAUAUUUAACAAACCAUUUUCCCAUGGUAUACCAACCGUAUAUAUUCUCUGCUUGGCUUGCCAGCCAAUCAGACAUUUAAAAUGCAUGAUCUAGUGUUAGUGACUAAUUUUUAUAUAGACAAUGUAGGAAAAAUGUAUAGUGCAUUAAGACACAAGAAAUAUAAUCCCUAUUCCGGGCACUUGCCUUUUGAAACGUACUUGUUGGGCCCAAGAAAAUGGGUCCCUACUACUGUCCUAUACAAUCAGUAAACAGAAAGUCUUGGGAAGACACUUUUGCUCCUCACUUUUUCCCUAAUGGAAUAAGUUUCUUGAUUUGCACGAAUAAUAUGAAAAAAUUCCGCAUCAAUGUGCCUUGCCCUGGAUAGCAAUUAUACGUGGAAUCAUUGCACAUGUUCCUAUAAUGUAACAAUCCUCUUGGGUCUUUUCCUGGUGUAGCAAUCAGAGACACUUUUUAAAUGCGACAUUGAUGUCAGCCAUUGUAAAGUUUCAACAUGUAGAAAACAAAUCAGUUUUGCCGCAUAUAGGAUUAGAUUUCAUUGUCCUGUACGGUCAGUGCUUUUGAAAUCUGUAGAUGCUAGUGUAUCAAUAUUUUUUGGAUGUUGCUACGUUUUAAUAUUAUUUGGUGUCUUCCUUUGUUUUCCCAGAUAUAUGAAAAAAUAUGCAAUACCUGAUUUAUCAUGUAGAAAUGCUUAGCAAGUUUUACUUUAAUUUUUUUUUAUUUGACCAAAGUUGGUGCUGCUGUUAACGCAGUCUGUUAGGUGUUUGUCUUGUAAAUUAUAAACGCUGAAUGCACAGACAGAAAGGGCUCUCCUUAGAGUUGCAGUAGAACUGUGAAGCACUAAGCUGAACCCUGCUCCAACAAAUUUCAGAACAGUUUGUUCACAUUUGAGCCUUAAACUUUCAUUCAAAUCCCAGACCCAUUUUUUUUCUCAGCAUAGCAGACUGCAAGGAAUUUGCAUUCAAGAAAAAUCAAAAAAUGCCCAUUUUAUAUGCACAUUUGAAACUUCCAAGUUUUCAAAUUGUUUACUGAUUAUGUAUAUUAAAAUGAUUGAAACAAGUUUCUGGAUUUUGAUAGGUGUCUACUAAGUGGUGAGUAAGUGUUCCACAAUACUGUAUUGUGUGAUUGUAAUUGUUCGAUGUAAUUUCUUGUAAUCCACAUCCUUAGCCUUCCUUUAGCACGUAGCUGGGCAUUACAUUGACAUAUGUGCACUAUAAAGAGCAGCUUGCAGUGCUUCACAGUGAAGGAAAUAGCACGGACAAACUUUUUUUGUAAGAACCUUGUCAAAAGCCAAGGUUUAAGAGUAGAAUUGGUUGUACAUACAAAAUAAUAAGUAAAAGAAAUUGCACCCUGUUUUUAAAACAGUUUUAAAAAAAAGCAAUAGUUCGGGCAGUUUUUUUUUAAUUUCUUUUUUCGUUGGUGAGUGCGAUUAGUCGUGGCUGCAAAGCAAGGAAAGAAAAAAAGUUGAGCUGCCCAUUCAGCAGAUUUGUAAUUUGUAUGUUGUAUAGUUGUAUUAAUUACACUGAUUUAAUCUGCCCUAUUUUGUAAUGCAGGAACUUUUGUAACAUUGUUAAAAUGAGAAAAAAAAAUCUGUCAACUUAGCUUAGUGGAUUUUCUGAUUGUUUGUUAUAAGGCAGCAUUCGUAGUAUUGCUAUUCCUCUGGGAACUGGAUUUGAGUUAAAAACUUUCCUGUUUCCUUUUUGUAUGUAUUUAAGUACUUUAUUUUUCUUCUUCGAUUGGUAUGGCAUAUUCCUAUACUUAUAAAGUAUAGGCUACUGAAGAACCAUUGUAAAUGGAUAUUACAUGCUGUAUUUUUGAAGGUAUUUGUUGUUUCAAGUCUGAAAGAUACUAGGGGAACCUGAACAAAUUUAAAGUUUAAAAAGGAAAAGUUUUUUAAAAAGGUUUGAAAAAAUGAUAGUGUGUAGGCAAAAGCGUAAAGGAUGGAACAGACUGGGGUUGUAAGUAUUAUUAAGCUAACUCUCUUUCACAGUAUCAAGCAAAGAACACAACAAAAUGAGAUAUCAGUUUCAUUCUGGAGGUAUAGACAGCAUGUCAUUUUGUGAAUCCAACAGAAGUGUGAUUUUUCUUUCUUUCCCCCUCCCCCUUCCCCUCACCACCAACCUCCUCAAGCUGGUUAAAUGUUACCUUAACCCACUGAGUAUUGAAUUAUCGUUGCAUCAUUUCUAGAAUGUAACCUUAGAAUGUUGCCAAGGUAGAAAAAGAACAAUGUUCAUGUCUGCAACAUCAGGUUAGAAAUGUAUGUUUUUGCCUUUUUUAGUUGUGCGAAACAAUGAUCAUAGUUUUUUUUUUGUCUGACAAUAAGUCUGCAGUUCUGAUUGACCGACUUCAGAGUCAAGGUUGAGCUUAGUCAAAUAACAGUAGUGCCAGACUAGAAACUGCCUGAAGCGCUAGAUCAGCUUUUCUUUACCAGAAAGGGAGGGAGAGGGAUAAAGACCACACAAGAAUAAGAUUUCCUCUCAGAAGCAUAGUUUGCAGAAUUCAGUCAGCCCGCAGGAAUAUGCAAGUUCCAUGACAGGUUAUCUCACCUUUUCCUUCAUGCAUUUUGCAGCUUUGUAGUGGCAGUGUUGUUAAAAUAUAUACUGGACAAAAAAAAACAGAUACACAGCUUGAGACAGUUUUUUUUCCUUGUGGUGAUUUUUGGAAUGUCAAACAAUAUUACACUUUGAAUUGUGUCUCUGGAAAUAUCUUUGAUAGAAGGCCUCCAUGGAACAAAGUACCAUAAGAACAUGACUUUGAGUUUGGCUUGAUAAUAUAAGGAGAGCUUUAAUGGCACCUGGCAGGAUUCAGAUGCACUAAAAUUUAAAAAGUCUUGUCUUGAGAGUAAUGCAUGCAUCAGCGUUUGACAGUAAAAUUCAGCUUUGCAACUGCAAACCUAGGCUGUAUAACAGUUCAGCUCGUAACUUAGGAAGUCUUUUGAAUAAAAAAAAGUUUAAAAUCUUUCCAGCCAGUACCGAAAAUUGCUUUGAUGUGUAGCAGGUAACAUUGAAGCUGUCCAUAGCACUUAAUUGUAAUGAGUACUGUGUCAUCAACUUUAUAAUUAAAUUUACUGUUAAAUGCAAAUCCAUUACAUGGUGCUAUUACAGGCUGGCAAUGAAAUGUGACAACUUGGGCUCACUUCACUUGCUUUAUGACAGUGUAAAUGUGUAGCAGUGUUUUCUGCAUGGGAACUAUGCACAAAAUCUAUCGUUAACCUUGGUAUCUAUUGAGUUUACGUCAAUCCUUGCCUUUUGUCAUUAUUAUAAAUGCCAGCUUUAGAUAAAAGAAAGAAAUAAGAAUACCAGCAUAUUACCUGAAACAUUACAAAAAGUGGUGCCUGUGAAAUCUGUAUUAUAUGAAUCUUCUGAACUACAAUUUUCUACAACGGUCGCCUUCGCUGUCUGUCAGAACCUUCUCCUGAUGAUUAAGCAAAUGUAAAGUAACCAUACAAUAUUACUGCAUGCUAUUCCAUAAUGCUUAUUGAGCUGUAUAAAUAUUACUCAAGUUUAUGUUAGUCAUUUUUUUUCCUGACUUGGUUCUUGUCAGAUAGUUUUAAAGAUAUUUCACUGAGAACACAUCUGUCUAUUUUUGGGGGUGUUUUCAGUAUUUUUCGAGGUAAUACAUUUACUUUUUAAAAACAUUUUCAGUAUUACUUUUUUGUUUGUUUAUUUUGCUUCACCCUAGGGGGUGGGCACAGUUCAAAAUUUAGAAACUGUGUACCCGACAACACUUACCUGAAAGUUACCUAUAAGUGGCAUCGCACGCGAUUCAGUUUGAUUUUUUUUUAAUGACGUCUGUGCAUUUACCGUCCCAUUACUGUGCAGCAGUGCUGUUUUGUCUGGGUUAGAAGCUCCUUUCCCAACAGAAGGACUUAAAAGAAAUUUAGAUCUUUGGGAGCAGGUAGCACUUUAACAGGCGGGUGAAUGGGUACCCGUGCCCACCCCUACCUUCACACCAGAGCACGUAUUUUUAAAACGAGAAAAAAGUGGCUGUUUAGUUUCAUGCACGGUUGAACAUUUACUUUAGAUAAAUUCAGUAAAAAUGUUGUGCCUCUAGUACUGGCAAUGAUUCUGUUCUCGUGGUCAUUUUUAAAAAAAAACGUGUAUGUGAAAGUAUGUUAUUGGUUGAGAAACACUGUGGGCAUCAAUUCUUACUCAACUAAAUCUCUGCAAGUUUUGAGCUGGUGUGGAUUAGUUUAACUCUUGUAUUCAACCAUUAGUGCUACCACCUUCUCACAUUACAAUACGAUUACUGGAAGCAAGUGCUGCAUUUCCUAUGCAACAUAAAAAGGAAAAUAAAAUGCUAAUGCUACUGUA
Hemiscyllium ocellatum (epaulette shark) is the source of this 7836-nucleotide messenger RNA. RefSeq names its product nuclear factor I/A (gene nfia). The coding region runs from base 486 to 2096 and encodes 536 amino acids. The record is from RefSeq and is a predicted model, not a curated record. The transcript is spliced from 12 exons. Lineage: Eukaryota; Metazoa; Chordata; Chondrichthyes; Orectolobiformes; Hemiscylliidae. Gene Ontology annotation, biological process: regulation of transcription by RNA polymerase II. Gene Ontology annotation, cellular component: nucleus. Gene Ontology annotation, molecular function: DNA-binding transcription factor activity, RNA polymerase II-specific; RNA polymerase II cis-regulatory region sequence-specific DNA binding.